AUGGCGCUUCUCGUCUUGGCUUAUGGUUAUGACCUGCCGGACGGAAAGUACAAAAAGUUUAAAAAAGAGGAGAAAGACUCGUUCGAGUAUUUCUACGAUAGAUUCGGGGUGAACAUGGAGACGGCGGGGGUGAUAGCGGCUAGCUUUGGGUUUGCGAAUUGGGUAUCUCGGCCGACGGGAGGGGUGGUUUCCGAUGAGUUAGGGAGGAGGUUUGGGAUGAAAGGGAGGUUGUGGGGGUUGUGGGUGGUGCAGACGGUGGCUGGGUUGCUUUGUUUAUGGCUGGGUCGAGCUAAUUCGUUGUGGGGUUCGAUUGUGGUGAUGUGUGGGUUCUCGUUUUUUGUCCAAGCUGCGUCAGGACUUACGUUUGGAGUAGUACCAUUUGUUUCCAAAAGAUCAAUGGGGGUGAUAUCCGGAAUGACGGGAAGCGGAGGUACGGUGGGGGCGGUGGUAACACAACUGCUACUGUUUUCCGGUGACACCAAAUUUUCGACACAAACUGGGAUUUCCUUGAUGGGUGUUAUGAUGAUUGUGUCUACUCUGUCGCUGACCACCAUCUACUUCCGCGAUGGGGGUGGCAUGUUCUGUGGCUCUUCCGACUGCGACUACCAACCGCUUGCCGGGGAGGUCAGACCAAACCUGAACGAAUUGGGAUGAUAUGAUGAUAUACAUGAGAUAAAAGUUAAAAACCAAGGACCAAGGAUAUGUUUUUUUAAGGAAAAAGAUUGAUUGGUGUUAUUAAUUAGAUGAUGAUGGGGUUAAAGAAAACGGGUAGAUAGGAUUAUUUUGUAAGAAUUUAUGGAUGGAAUAUGAAUUUGUUUGGAUUGGUCGG
Lactuca virosa is the source of this 829-nucleotide messenger RNA. The record is from the annotation of a GenBank genome assembly. NCBI's taxonomy places the organism in Eukaryota, Viridiplantae, Streptophyta, Magnoliopsida, Asterales, Asteraceae.